CGUGAUUCUCGUCUACGCCCGCGUAUGAAAUAAGUCUACAAAACUUUAUUCCGAACCACCCGUCCUUUAAAUAUAAAAAUACACUUCUAACUUACUGGUACUCUGGUAGUGAAAACCAAAUCGCGCUCCUUGAUUUCUCCUCCUCCCAGUCUAUGCUGAAGAGGAUGGGAAGCGAAGCGGUUCAAGCGAACUUGGGAAGCAUUCACCAGAGGAAGAAGGAGAUCAAACCCAGAUUUCUUUGCCUGCAUGGCUUCAGAACUAGCGCCGACAUUCUCAUGAAUCAAAUAGUCACCAAAUGGAAUCCUGCCGUCGUCGAUAAACUCGACCUUGUCUUUCUGGAUGCCCCUUUUCCCUGCCUCGGCAAAUCCGAGGUCGAGGGUAUUUUUGACCCUCCUUAUUACGAGUGGUUCCGGUUUAACAAGGAAUUUACCCAAUACCAGAACUUGGAUGAGUGUUUUGCAUACAUAGAAGAUUACAUGGUAAAGAAUGGACCUUUUGAUGGUCUUCUUGGUUUCUCCCAGGGCGCCAUUUUGUCUGCUGCCCUGCCUGGCUUACAAGAGAAGGGUGUAGCUCUGACCAAGGUUCCGAAGAUAAAAUAUCUGAUAAUCAUUGGAGGUGCAAAGUUUAGGGAGAAAUCAGUAGCAGAAAAGGCAUUUGGUUCACCAGUCACAUGCCCCUCUGUCCAUUUCAUAGGAAAGGAAGACUUCUUGAGGGAACCUGGGAUUCAACUCCUUGAAUCUUUCAUUGAUCCUUUGGUUAUUCAUCAUCCGAAAGGCCACACCAUUCCACGAUUUGACGAGAAAGGCUUGGGAGAUAUGCUUUCCUUCAUCAGUAGGAUGGAGAAGGAGAUGGUCACAGGGGAAAAAGAACAGGAAAUUGUUCCCGGUGGUUGAUUCCAUAUAAGAAAAAUUAUUAAGAUUAUUAAUGAUGGAGACAUGGAGUAUAUUGCCAUUGGUUUCAGGCAAUCAGGCCAUUGAUUGUUUAGUUAUGGUUAUUGAUGUAUUUAUGCCAUCGCUUUCAUGCCAUUGAUUGUGUAGGGCAAGUAUUCAACAACUUUACCUGUAGAUGACAUAGCUAAAUUGUGUUGGCUUGGCCAGCAACCUGAUAGUACUUUAAAUAAGGAUUAAUUGAAUUUGUUGCGGUAACUAUGGCAUAGACACAAGUAUAAAUUG
Cuscuta epithymum is the source of this 1172-nucleotide messenger RNA. The record is from the annotation of a GenBank genome assembly. NCBI's taxonomy places the organism in Eukaryota, Viridiplantae, Streptophyta, Magnoliopsida, Solanales, Convolvulaceae.